GAUGAUUUUCCUCUGUCUCUUUUUCUCCAGGUGAGACGUUCUCUGAGACAUUCAGUGACACAGAGAAGUGUCAGACGUGUAUAGAGUGCACGGGUCUCAUGCGCAUGCAGACCCCCUGCACCGACUCGAACGACGCUGUGUGCGUGUGCAACUACGGCUACUUCAUGAGCGACCUGACGCACCAGUGCGCGCCGUGCACCGUGUGUCCACGCGGUCAUGGUGUGAUGAUACGCUGCGAGCACACCCACGACACGGUCUGUGAGGAGUGUCUGGACGACACCUACUCUGAUCAGGAGAGCACGCUGGACCCCUGCCUGCCCUGCACCAUCUGCGAGGAGGGAAUAGAGAUUCUCAUGAGGAACUGCACACCCUAUGAAGAUGCAUGGUGUCAUGAUCCGUUGAGUCCUACCUAUCCCGCUUCCACUAGUGAUUCCAGUUCGUUCGUCACUGAUCCGAACCGUUUGUGGAGCCCCAACCCCGGAGGGGACGCCACCACACCCAAACCCAGCCCCCCUCAUUUCAUUGGGAGAGGGCUAAACGAGAACCUGAUUCCCAUCUACUGCCCCAUCCUUGCAGCGGUCGUAGUCGGCCUCCUGGCUUACGUCAUCUUCAAGAGGUGGAACAGCUGCAAGCAGAAUAAACAGGCAGCUAAUAAUCGCGCAGCCACAGCCAAUCAGACACCAUCUCCAGAGGGAGAGAAGCUGCACAGUGACAGCGGCAUCUCAGUGGACAGCCAGAGUCUGCAGGAGCAGCAAGCGCAGACACAGACGCAGGCGCAGGCGCAGGCCCACACACAGCUGCAUGUAGCAGAGCAGAUCGUGGUGAGAGUGGAUGGAGGGGCUCAGCCUGACUCCCCCCCACCUCAGGCCUAACCAGUGAGGAGGAGGACGCUAUGUUAUCAAUAUAACAAUAAAGAGGGGAUGAGAGGUUGGAGUGAAGGAAACAAGGAAGCAGAAAGAGGAGAAUGGAGGAGCGAAGCCAUGAUGGCCAUCCAGCAAGGGACACAGAGACAAGACCUUUGAUCCUUUUGAACCCAGCAAGGACUAUUCAUUGAUGAGCUGGUUCAACAGCACCAAUGGAUCCACAUCAGCGAUCAGACUCACUGGCUUAAAAUAGCUACUUCUAAAUAAACAUAAGCCUAUUACCCUGAAGAAAGUUCACCAUAAUGUAUACUGAAACCCACCACAAACUCUGAUGAAUGUUUAACAUAUACUGGGUUUCUCAGAUGUAUAAAUGCACCCUUGUGACACAGACUCUGGAUGUCCCGGGCUUCACAAGAGGACGCAAAGAGACGCUAACACAGGCUUCACGGAUAUCGCGCAACUUAGCAGCUGCACCAUGAUUCCUCCACCUGGAGCCUUCUGCCUGAUUUAAUAAGGAUUUCGUUUUUUGCCUUAUCUUUGAAGUAUUAAUAGAUUUUGUCUAUAACAUCAAGGCCCUUUAUUUAAUCAGAAUUGUACACAUUUUCAUGUGUGUGUUAAAACUUUGGGGGGUUGUAUGCAGUUAGUGCAGAACUACCAGUCGCCGUCUAGUUUCAAAGCAGCUGAUCGCAGGUCAGUGUUUAUGGGCAACAACUCACGACUGUGACAUUUGCUGACCUUUAAUAAUGUAAUGACUCAGAUCUAUACUUAGCUUGCCUUCCUUUUUCUCUCUUUCACAACCUUUUCUCUAUAAAACACACACAUAGUGUAUCAUAUUCCCUGCCUUCCUCUAGUUACUGCAGUUUAGGUUUCAUUGCUUAGAUCUUCUCGCCUUACCUCUUCAGAAAUCUGAGUCACAGUGCAAAGAGAAACCAGAACUAAAGAGCUACACAAAUAUUUUCAUGCCAUCAUGCACUCCUAGAAGUAAUCACCAUGUUUAUGUCCUACCAUUAAUUCAGGUUUGAUUUGGAUUCAACUUAGCAGCACAUGUUCGUUAAUGAUUCCUGUAAUGAUUCUUUUAGUACUUUUGAGGAAACCUUAUCGGCCACCUUAAU
This is a messenger RNA of Sinocyclocheilus grahami, 1975 nucleotides long. It is a transcript of the gene ngfra, whose product is annotated as nerve growth factor receptor a (TNFR superfamily, member 16). Gene Ontology annotation, cellular component: plasma membrane; cell surface. Gene Ontology annotation, biological process: Rho protein signal transduction. Lineage: Eukaryota; Metazoa; Chordata; Actinopteri; Cypriniformes; Cyprinidae. Bases 99 to 872 code for a protein of 257 amino acids. The record is from RefSeq and is a predicted model, not a curated record. Gene Ontology annotation, molecular function: death receptor activity; coreceptor activity; nerve growth factor binding. The transcript is spliced from 4 exons.